AUGCCAGCAUCAAACAAAAGGAGUCGCGAUGGAGCCAAGAGCAAUUCGACCGCUGCUCAACAGUCGGCGGCAAAAAGACCCCGUCUCGGUCUACCCGUAGACCCUGCAAAUCUCCCUGAUGGGCCGUGGAAAAGGAAAUUGACCAAGGUGAAAAAGGAACUCUUUCAUCAAAAAAAGGUUGAAAAGCAUUAUGCCAAGGUCAAAGCCCGGUACCAGAGACAAAAGGAAGAACAGAAAAAGGUCGCUGCAGGCGGCGAAGUCCAUGUCCACCCGGAUGGCCAGGCAACAGCCACUGUAGAUGAGCAGGGUACAUCGAGCGAGGACGACACAGUCCAGGCCACUGAAGAGUCUCCUGCGGCUGCAGCAAAAUUGCCAUCACCACCCGACGCUACGGGAGAGGACCCCGUCAUCCAGAAGGGCAAGCCUCCGGCGACAUCUAACGGCGGCCGUCAGCGCGGGAAGCCGGCCUACUUCCAAAAGGAGCUGGCCGAGGCCGAGGAGCACAAGAGGGCCGCUGCCGAGCGCGAGGCGCAGGCCAAGGCUCGUGAGGAAGAGCGCGCCCGCAAGACAGCGGAGCGUGACCGGCUGCGCAAGGCCAUGGCCAAAGCUAGGAAGCCAUCGGCGAUGCCUGGCCGUCAUGGCGGCAGGGUGAAGCUGGGCCGCGAGAGUGGGAUUCUCCUCGACAAGGUCAAGAAAAUGGUGGGCCAGAACAGGUGA
Pyricularia pennisetigena is the source of this 717-nucleotide messenger RNA. RefSeq lists its product as uncharacterized. The record is from RefSeq and is a predicted model, not a curated record. The coding region runs from base 1 to 717 and encodes 238 amino acids. NCBI's taxonomy places the organism in Eukaryota, Fungi, Ascomycota, Sordariomycetes, Magnaporthales, Pyriculariaceae. The transcript is spliced from 2 exons.